Molecule: messenger RNA, 5379 nt
Organism: Myxocyprinus asiaticus (Chinese sucker)
Lineage: Eukaryota; Metazoa; Chordata; Actinopteri; Cypriniformes; Catostomidae
Gene: ptenb
Product: phosphatase and tensin homolog B
Exons: 10
Coding region: 655-1923 (422 amino acids)
Biological process (GO): phosphatidylinositol dephosphorylation; regulation of phosphatidylinositol 3-kinase/protein kinase B signal transduction; negative regulation of cell population proliferation
Cellular component (GO): cell projection; plasma membrane; cytosol
Molecular function (GO): phosphatidylinositol-3,4-bisphosphate 3-phosphatase activity; phosphatidylinositol-3,4,5-trisphosphate 3-phosphatase activity; protein tyrosine phosphatase activity
Source: RefSeq, a predicted model, not a curated record
UUUUUCAAUGGGAAGCCAUGAUGGAAGUUUGAGAGUUGAACAGUAGAGAGGAGAAGCGAAGGAAAGGACCUCACAGGACUGUAGACCGCUCUCACGCUACAUAGAGAUUUUAUUUUUUGGUGGAGGCUGUCACCUUUCAUUUCAUGUGUUGGAACCUAAACAUCACGGAUGGUUGAAAUGUUUGAUGGCUUUUAUUUUUUUUUAAGGAUGUGUAGACGAGCUAGCGUGCUAGCUGUUGAAGUUAGCGGCUAGUCGGGCAGUGCGCGCGUGAGCGGAGCGCGAGUGGGGGUCUGUCAGCCGUUCUUCAAGUGGAAGCGCCCGGAGAGGAUCCUCUCUCCGCCUUUCCGCUCAAUCACGGCGGCUACGGUGCGACCAGAGACUUGGCGUGCAUUUGAAAUACUACCGUUCGAGACGUGGGGAGUCGCUUAUCUUUUCACCCGGGGCUCUUGUGAGCUCAGGAGGGCAUUUUGGAAGCCGGGCCUGUGGUGGUUUGGAGCGAGGCCCUUGAUGAGAGAGCAGCAGCAGACACCAUUCUAGCUAGCAGGUGAGCUAGCUGGCGACUGCGAACUGCGCAGAGCAUAUCGACGACUGAUCGUGCAAAAAGCAACAAUACUCUCUCACACACUAAAUACCCUAAAGACUCCUGUCACAGCCAUGGCUGGGAUCUUAAAGGAAUUCGUCAGCCGAAACAAAAGGAGAUACCAGGAAGAUGGGUUCGACUUGGACUUGACGUAUAUUUAUCCCAAUAUAAUUGCUAUGGGCUUUCCUGCUGAAAGGCUUGAGGGUGUCUACAGAAACAACAUAGACGAAGUAGUGCGGUUCCUGGAUUCAAAGCAUAAAAAUCAUUACAAGAUAUAUAAUCUAUGUGCAGAAAGACAUUAUGAUGCUGCCAAAUUUAAUUGCAGAGUUGCACAGUAUCCAUUUGAAGAUCAUAAUCCUCCUCAGCUAGAGCUUAUCAAACCUUUCUGUGAAGAUUUGGAUAAGUGGCUCAGUGACAAUGACAAUCAUGUGGCUGCCAUUCACUGUAAGGCUGGAAAGGGGCGUACGGGUGUCAUGAUUUGUGCAUACUUGCUACACCGAGGCAAAUUCAAAAAAGCACAAGAGGCUCUGGACUUCUAUGGUGAAGUUAGAACCAGAGACAAGAAGGGAGUGACUAUUCCCAGUCAGAGGCGAUAUGUGUACUACUAUAGCUACCUUCUGAAGAAUAAGUUGGAGUACAAACCUGUGGCCUUGCUCUUUCACAAGAUGGUGUUUGAGACUGUGCCUAUGUUCAGUGGAGGGACCUGCAGGGAUACUACUGUAAAAAGCAAGAGUGAGCAGAUUCCACAUGGGUUCAGAAAAGCCAAUUGGCAUUGGGAUCCUCAGUUUGUGGUGUACCAGCUGAAGGUAAAAAUCCACACCUCCAACCCAGCACACACGAGGCGAGAGGAGAAAUACAUGUACUUUGAGUUUCCACAGCCGCUGCCUGUGUGUGGAGACAUCAAGGUGGAGUUCUUCCACAAGCAAAACAAGAUGUUGAAGAAGGACAAGAUGUUUCACUUUUGGGUGAACACCUUCUUCAUCCCUGGACCAGAGGACAGCUCAGAGAAGGUGGAAAAUGGAGGUUUAGUGAAAGAACUGGAUGGCAUCCAAACCAAGGAACGGGGAGAGAAUGACAAGGAUUAUCUAAUCCUCACUUUAACCAAGAACGACUUGGAUAAAGCAAAUAAAGACAAAGCAAACAGAUACUUCUCUCCAAAUUUCAAGGUGAAGUUGUACUUUACGAAAACAUUGGAGGAACCAUCCAACUCGGAGGCCAGCACUUCUACAUCUGUAACCCCGGAUGUUAGCGAUAACGAACCAGACCAUUAUAGAUACUCAGACACAACAGACUCAGAUCCAGAAAACGAACAGUUCGACGACGAACAGAUCACUAAUGUUUGAAAUAUUUUUAUGGGAAGAAAAAGAAACCAUACGUAAUAGAGUUGUAUAAAGGAGAAAACUUGAAUAUGAACUGAAAGCAAGUACCUUUUUUUUCCAAACAGAAGAAGGAUGCUCAUCAUUGGUUUUAGGGACAAAAAUUCUGACCAAUUUUUUUUCUUUUUCUUCAUUUGCCCAUCUCCAUAAGUUAUCAACACUGCUGAUCCAUGGAAGAAAGCCUCAGUAGCUUUUAUGUAAAUACACUUUCAUGCCGUAACACAAAAGAAAACCUCGGAAUGGGAGAUCGUUUAUGGGAGAAAUUUGGUGGAUAUCUAAAUUUGCUGCUCCAUUACCUGUUAAAACCAAGGCCAGUGCUUUAAUCAGCAUUCAUGCCCCCCAUGUCUGUCCUUCUGUUUUGCCCCAAACCUCCUGUCCAACCUACUGUGAAAUGCUUCAUGUCAGCUGGGCUCUGUUGUGCAGUGGAAACUGAGUCACACCAUUUUUCAUUCUGCUUUCAUCAUUAUUACUACUACCACUACUUCAUUUGCAGUGGUAAUGACUCUUCUAAGCUAUGUGACAUCUGGGCAGAAAACACAACAAAUGGCACCACCAUGUAUUAUCUUUUACUUUUCUGUCUUUUUUUUUUUUUAAUGCAAACAUACACAAACGACAGGGAACCCAGUGUUGAAAUAACGUUAACACUAUAGUUCAUGGAAUAAGGUGUGCAUGUUAUUGGAAUUAGUUUCCAUGUUGUCAAAUAAAUGGUAUACAUUGUUUUUCUAAAAGUGGUUUCUAAAGUCAUUUAAGAUUUGACUGUAUUUUGGAUGGAAGUCAUUGCCGUCACAUUCUCAUGGCUUCUGCAGAUUGGAUUUUAAUCUAUAAACAUGUUCCCCCUUCAAAACGUGCAUUUGUUUAAAUUCACAGGAUCUGUUUGCUUGUUUUGUCUUCCGAUUCUUGAGGUUAGGUUCUUAACAGUUCAUGUGUUGAAUGUUCUUCAGUACGUUGAAACAACGAUCAAACUUGCGUUAGGACGCUGCGUGGCCACCGUUCACUACAGCGAUUUAAAAACUUGCACAGCUCAAAAACAGUUAAAAUUGAAUGAGCCAGCUCUACUAUAUGUCAUUCAAACUCUUACAUUGCAUGUGAACAUGGAGAAGCCCUUCUCUGAAUGUAUCAACCUUGGAUGCGAGUUUCGAUUUGUUGUUUGACAGUUUUUUUAUAUUACUUUUUCUUCCAACCUUGGCUGCGUCAGAUAUCAGAUCUUUGGCUCCGUAACAUCUUUGUAGCCUUAUUGUGCAUGAUCUAAUGAAAUCUGGAUCAUUCAUUUAUCCAGCAAUGGUGCUUACAAACUGCCAAACUCGCAAUGUACAGUCAUUUCAGAGCAAAGAAUCUGCAAAUCUCAUGGUGCAAAUAGUUGUAACUGUUAGUUGCACUUUGUUGUGCUUAACCGAUAGUCUCCAACAAAUUGGUGUCCCUGACUAGCUGGCUGUUUUUUUUAUUUUGUUCUCAAACAGGCCUCAUUCCCUAUGGAAUGAGCAAUAGUGCAGCUACAGAUUUUACAGAAAGUCUUGUGCUUGCUUCAGAAAUAUUAAAGCCCUAUAUAUGAGAAUAUUUAAAUGUAUAAUUUUCUUUUAAGCAUGCCAAAUCUUUUUUAACACCUGGCUGAUGAAGCCAGACAAAAAAGAAAAAAAAAAAAACUUUCUCAGUCUCUUGGGCAAGAAUCUUCACUAAGGGUAGUGAGUAAGCUGCCUUUCUUGUACUGUUAACGUUCAGGCUUCAUUCUUCACACCAGCCCACUGCACACGGCGUACAUCUCGCCUUCCUUAGAGAAAGAAUAGCUUUCCCAGGCAUGGGGAGGAUACUCAACCUUCCUUCGUGUGAUUGUACACUAACCAAUCCAGGAAAGAAAGAAAAAAACAACAACAAACCUAUCAAGGAUUCUCUUUUUGUUUACAUUUUAUUACAUCACUGAAAACCUGCCAAAAUUAAGCUUUAAAUGUUUUAUUUUAUUUGUUUUGAGAGGAGGCGGCGGGGCCCACGGGAGGUAUUCUUUGCCUUACUUGAAGUUGACAAUGCUUACUCUUCUACUGCUUUGAUACCUACCAUUCUGCCCAAGCACUGACUUAUUUAAAGCUACUAUAAUAGAGCAACAUAUUGUACUAGACAUUUGCACUGUUACAGGUCUUUGCAGGGUUUCAGUCAGCGGACCACAGUUUUUUUUUUUUUUUUUUUUUUUUUUCUGGAAAUGCUUUGCAAUCAAAUAUAGGAGAGUAGCGACGGAAGGAAAAUACUUGGUAUACAUUACUUUUGUCGCUGUGCACCCCCAUAGAAUCAAAUGUGUCAUUAUUGACUGAAAAUUUCAUUUUUUUUUUUUUUUACCAACUAUUUAUGAAAGUAUUCAUUCACCUUCUGGCAAAGCCCCUCUGCAGGUAUUCCUUCAUCCUAUAGUCCUACACUUGUGCUGAUUUCUUUUGAAUGUUUAGCAGUUUAAUGUAUGUCUCCACUCAAAGGCAUCACGUAACAAGCUUGCAUUAAAGGGACAGUUCACCCAAAAAAUUACAAUUCUGUCAUUAUCUACUCACCUCAUGUUGUUCCAGACCCAUAUUACAUUGUCUUUUCAAUGGAACACAAAAGGAGAUGUUAGGCAGAAUGUUGGCCUCAGUCACCAUUCACUUUUAUUGUAUUUUUUUCCCCCAUACAACGAAAUUUAAUUGUGACUGAGGCUAACGUCUCCAUUUGUGUUCUGUGGAAGAAAGCAAGUCAUAUUUGGCCAUCUCUAUGACACAAGACACAUUUAGCCACAGUACCCUAACAUGCAAAACCUCAGACAUCCUUUACGUGGCACGGGUGUGUGGAGCUCACAGGCAGCAACAAAAAUUAAUUUUCAGCUUUAAUGCAAAACAAAAAGUCUUCAAAGAUGCCAGUGUAUAUGUGUCACGUCACUCUUUCUUAGCUGAUUUGUGCAAUAUGUUGUUUUGAUGCCUGUGGUUGCCACAAAGUGCCUCUUGUUUACAGUUGAAAAAAAAAAGUGCUUGCUUUAAAAACUGAACUUUGUUACUUAUGCGGAUGGAUGGAUGGAUGGAUGGAUGGGGUGGUACUGUGCACUAAAUCGUCCAGCUAGACCUGCAGCAGGGGGCCCUUUGGACUUUAGCCAUGCUUCAUUUGAAAGCAUUCUUCUCGCCAUCCCCCUAGAGUGUUUUUUUUAGACACACAUUCAUGUAAAGUGGGUAUAUUUUCAGUCUUUAAGAAAACAGCCUUACUCUGUUUCAGCCUGUUCAGAUACUAUUGUGCUGUGCAACAGUUGCUCUGUGUGUAAUGCCUAUGCACUGAGAAUACACAAACCAACCAUGUAUGAAAUAUUGUACAGGUAAUCAUGUUGCUCAUACAAAUCACAUGUUUGUUUGUAAUUGUAUGUGUAAACUGCCCUUUAUCUUAGUGUUAUAAACUCCACAUAAAUCCAAUAAAGUCUCAUUCUUGUCA